AUGGUUCAAGGAAUUCUGAAGGAUGAGAUCUUUGGUAUUAUUUCUCAGGCUAGAAGAUGUCCUACUGAAACGUUUAUCAUUUGCUAUGUCCUUCAAUCUCUGGCUCAUAGUAUUUGGAGAAAACGUAACGCUAGGAAGCAUGGAGAGCAGCCGCUGGAUGAUAAAACCCUUUCCAAGAUGGUGGAUAAGACUUACGUCUAA
This is a messenger RNA of Eruca vesicaria subsp. sativa (arugula), 201 nucleotides long. Lineage: Eukaryota; Viridiplantae; Streptophyta; Magnoliopsida; Brassicales; Brassicaceae. The record is from the annotation of a GenBank genome assembly.